This is a messenger RNA of Dreissena polymorpha, 2049 nucleotides long. Its product is annotated as glutathione S-transferase kappa 1-like. Gene Ontology annotation, biological process: glutathione metabolic process. The record is from RefSeq and is a predicted model, not a curated record. Gene Ontology annotation, cellular component: peroxisome; mitochondrion. Lineage: Eukaryota; Metazoa; Mollusca; Bivalvia; Myida; Dreissenidae. The coding region runs from base 67 to 744 and encodes 225 amino acids. The transcript is spliced from 8 exons. Gene Ontology annotation, molecular function: glutathione transferase activity; glutathione peroxidase activity.
GGUUUCGAUGCGCAACACUAUUGGAUGUAUACACACCUGACUUGGUGAGAAGUAACCUAUUCCAAAAUGUCUGCUUCAAAGAAGAAAACUGUCGAGCUGUUUUAUGAUGUAGUUUCGCCCUAUACAUGGUUUGCAUUUGAGGUUUUGUGCAGGUAUCAGCAUAGAUGGAACAUGAAUUUACAUCUGAAGCCUGUGUUUCUUGGAGGAAUCAUGAAAGGGGCAGAUAACCAACCACCUGCUAUGGUUCCCAAUAGAGGACUAUACAUGAGGAAAGAGCUAAAACUGCUUGCAAAAUACUUCCAGGUCCCCCUUAUUGAGCCUGCGAACACUGCAGAGAUGAUGUUUGUGAAAGGAACACUGAAGACACAGCGCUUCAUCACGGCUGUUGACAUGAUGGACUCUACCAAGACAGAGGAGCUCUCACGACAGAUGUGGCAUCGCAACUGGAGUCGGGAUGAAGACAUUACAGAACCAGAAAGUCUAAAACAGGCAGGUAAGCGUGCGGGGCUGUCAGACGCACAGAUCACCCGGGGUCUCGAGGACAUGCAGAGCAGCAAGGUCAAGGACAGAUUGAAACAGUUCACAGAUGAGGCCUUGAAUCAUGGGGCAUUUGGUUCUCCAACUAUCAUUGCUCACACGUCAAACAGUCCAGUGAUGCUCUUUGGGUCAGAUCGGUUUCCCAUUUUAGCCCAAGUUCUUGGUGAGAAAUGGGAAGGGCCCAUCCCAGGGGGCUGCAAGCUUUAAUAACUGAAACCAGCAUUUUGUUAGGUUGGACUUAUUAAUAGGCGGUGGACUUUUCAAGUUGAUUUAAGUAUUUAUUAAUGGGCAUUCACAUAAAAAAUAAUUAUAUUUGCAUUGAGAUCGCUCAGUUAUAAGAGUUAGGUUUGGGACUAUUACUGUGAUAAUAACUGAACAUUGCUUGUGUGUGUUAAUCUAAUCAACAAGGGCAGUAAUAACUAGCAUCCGUGAUACUUAUUAUGCCCCCCUUCGAAGAAGAGGGGGUAUAUUGCUUUGCACAUGUCGGUCGGACUGUCGGUCCACCAGGUGGUUUCCGGAUGAUAACUCAAGAACGCUUGGGCCUAGGAUCAUGAAACUUCAUAGGUACAUUGAUCAUGACUCGCAGAUGACCCCUAUUGAUUUUGAGGUCACUAGGUCAAAGGUCAAGGUCACAGGUGAAGGUCACAGUUACUGGAAAUAGGCAUUAUAAAUUUAUAAGGAUUAAGCAUGGUUCAAACAAGGGAAAGAACUACGGUUUAUGCAUGUUCUUUUUAUUACAGAUUUGCCUCCCUUUAAUUCAUUCAAAAUCUCAUUUUACAGCAGAGAUUCCAAAUCUCACCUGUAAAUGAGCCCCAUAUUUACUGCCAGUGCUAGGUUACCUUUUCCCAUUUGAUCAUUCUUAAGUAUUGGUAUUGUAAUGCUGCUACUGCUGCUGCUACUACUACUACUACUACUACUACUACUACUACUACUACUACUACUACUACUACUACUACUACUACUACUACUUCUACUACUACUUCUACUACUACUAAUACUACUACUACUACUACUACUACUACUACUACUCCUACUACUACUACUACUACUACUACUACUACUAUUACUCCUCCUCCUCCUCCUCCUCCUCCUCCUCCUCCUCCACCACCACCACCACCACCACCACCACCACCACCACCACCACCACCACCACCACCACCACCGUUGUUUACAGUGACAAAAAACGUAUUCACACAAUGGCUGCUACUACAACUUAUAGCCCAUAUAGGGGGGCAUGCAUAUUUUACAAACAGCCCUUGAUUAUGGUAGUCGUGAGCUUGUUUUCUGGCAACAUGCAGUAAAGGUAGUUUACAAAUAUUAUUGUACAUGUUGUUUUUAAAACAACACUGUACUAUUUAGUGAGGUGGUAAAUUCCAUAUUGUUGUAUGUGCUGAAUAAUCAAUGAAUAUGUUAUGUUAAUUAUUGAGUAUUGUUUUCAAAUGUUCAUAUGUUCUUAUCAUAAAAUCACAUAUAAAAGAUCUAAUUUGGAAAAAGGAUUUGAUUUACUUUAAA